Alternaria ethzedia is the source of this 1326-nucleotide messenger RNA. RefSeq lists its product as uncharacterized. The transcript is spliced from 3 exons. The coding region runs from base 1 to 1326 and encodes 441 amino acids. NCBI's taxonomy places the organism in Eukaryota, Fungi, Ascomycota, Dothideomycetes, Pleosporales, Pleosporaceae. Gene Ontology annotation, molecular function: RNA binding. The record is from RefSeq and is a predicted model, not a curated record.
AUGUCGCGGCACCAGGCUGCUUCCGCUCGCGGACGCAAACAGACCGGGCCCAGGACCAAGAUGGAACACCGAGAUCGAGCUGCUGCGGCCUCAACAAACGGUCUGCUCAACCGCCAAUUCGCCAGCAUUACGGACGUGCUCGUCAAAGCAAGUCAGCGUCGCAACGCUGAACUACAAGAGCUACAGCAGAGGCGUUCGAGGCCAGUACCCAUCCCAUCAACACCAAAAGCUGCACCAGAGCUUCCUGUCACCCCCGAGCCUGAGCUAUCACAGGGCAGCGAUUCUUGCGACGAUCGUCCCGAGCUUGAAAAACCUUACAAAAGUGACGAGAACAUUGCGAGCGACGAGCCAACGGCGGCUGCUUCUGUUGAAGGAUCAUCAGACAUGCAACAGACACAGGUUCACCUGCGCGGCGGCUACUUAUCGGACCGUGCCGAGAAUCCCAAGAUGAUGCUCGCGGAGCUCGAUUCGUCGCUGCAACAGCGUUCAGACAUUGGUAAUGAGGAGAAGCUUGAUGGUGGCUAUGAUCUAUCACGAAUGCUGGCAGAUAUGAAGCGUGACCUAUUCUCGUCAAAGGAUACUGUGGUUGUACGCGACAACAGUCCGAAGGCCACGGGUGCAAGCCUCAGUUUGAACAAGGAAGACGAAUUGUCAGCUUUGGCCGAGCGUCUAGGCGUCGACAUUGACGAAGACGAUAUCAUGGAGAACAAGGAAGCCAUGCCUGCUGAAUCAGAUGAAGAGAAGCAGACCCCUAACACAGACCGUUCCGAUUACGAAGACGAUAACCUUGAGACUCUCCGCGCGAAGAUGAACGCUAUGUUCUCGCCACCCUCCAACAUGACCCCCGACAGCUCUCGCAGAACCGCCCAGGCCGUAUCUGUUGUCGACAAGACACUAGUCUCUCCACAAGACACAACUGCGAUACUCGAGCCGAAAGGCAUACAACGUCCAGAUAUGAAUGAGUCUGAGGCCAAGAAGGAGAAGGAAGACAUGGUGAGGAGGGAGAACGAGAAACUCGACGCCACCAUCAAGUACGUCCUGGAAGAGGAAGAGAAGUAUCACGCGAUCGAGGAGAAAAAAAUUCUACCAAAUCGUUUGAUCGUCACCAAUCUCGCUGCUAGCGUAGACGAGGAAGCCAUCCGCAUACUCUUUAUCGAGUACAGAUGGGACAUUCGCAACAUCACCAUCCUUCCCGAACGCGAGCCGGUCAAGAGGACUAGAACGGCAUAUAUCGACAUGGACAGCAGGAAGGAGGCGAUUCGUGCGUCUUAUGAGGUUGGAAGCAUCUACGGAUUGGUUGUGAAGAUCAAGUUGGCGGUGGAGUAA